AAAUUCCUGAAGAUUUCCUCAUAGUUCCUACCCUGAGUGCCACAGAACUUUCAGAACUUGUCACUCGAGCAAGUUGGAUUCCAGCGGAUCAGACGGUUUCUUUUUAUUUCUCUACGGACAAAAAACACUUGCGAGGUAUUUGUGAUAAUAAUCAUCAAUCAGCCAUGUCGUGGAGGCUGCAAUGCACGGCUCUGAUACUGGUUGUCGGUUUUCUACAGCUGGCCAGUUCAUUCAAUGUUGAUAUGAAAAGCCCUAUGAUGUUUACUGGCUCAAAAGAAGAUAUGUUUGGAUAUACAGUUAAGCAGUUUGAAAAUGAAGAAGGAAAAUGGCUUCUGAUUGGUUCACCUUGGGAAGGACAGCCCAAAAAUAGAACUGGUGAUGUCUACAAAUGCCCAACGUUCAAGACCAACAAUCCAGAAUGUGUGAAACUUAAUCUGACUGAAUUCUUAACAAUACCUAAUAUCACUGAAGUAAAGGAAAACAUGACACUAGGAAUGUCACUGGCAGCAAAUCCCAAGGGUGGCUUUCUGGCAUGUGGACCACUUUAUUCUUACAAGUGUGGAGGCCUAUACUAUACAGUUGGUGCCUGUUCGAAUGUAAGCUCCACUUUUCAAGUUGUAAACAGCAUAGCACCUACAGUAAAAGCUUGCAAGUCACGACUUGACAUUGUGAUUGUACUUGAUGGUUCCAACAGCAUUUACCCUUGGUCUAGUGUUAACAGUUUCCUCAUCAAACUAUUGGAAAAAAUUGAAAUUGGACGUCAGCAAACUCAGGUUGCAAUUAUACAGUAUGGCUUUAAAGUCACACAUGAAGUCAGUCUCAAUGAAUACAACACAACAGAAGAUCUCCUAGAAGUUGCUAAAAAGAUAAAGCAGUGUGGUGGAAAUGAGACAAGGACAGCUCUUGGAAUUGAGUAUGCCAGGACAAAGGAAUUCACAGUCGAGAAAGGUAUGCGCCCAGGAGUUUCAAAGGUGAUGGUUGUGGUAACAGAUGGUGAAUCACACGAUAGCUACAAUCUACCAGAGGUGAUCGAGAAUUGUGAAAAGGACAACAUUAGGAGGUUUGCUAUUGCAGUGCUUGGCAGUUACAACAGAGGAAAUCAGAGUGCUGAAAAAUUUCUGAAAGAAAUAGAGUUUAUCGCAAGCUCACCUAAAAAUAAACAUUUUUUUAAUGUAUCAGAUGAAAAAGCAUUAGUGACAAUAGCAGAGGCCCUUGGAGAACAAAUCUUUGCUUUGGAAGCAACCAAUGACAAACAAGCUGCCUCUUUUGAAAUGGAAAUGUCACAAGUGGGAUUCAGUACACACAUGACAGAGGAUAGUAUCAUGUUGGGAGCUGUUGGAGCCUAUGAUUGGAAUGGAACAGUCCUUCUGGUGAACAACAAUGAAACAGUCAUCCCUGAAAAUGAGACAUUUUUCGACAAAUCAAAAGAAAGUAAUGAACCACUUGCUGGGUAUUUAGGUUACUCUGUCAGCUCUGCCUCAGUUGCUGGAGAUGUGUGGUAUGUUGCUGGACAACCUCGGUAUAAUCAUACAGGACAAGUUGUAAUUUAUAAUUAUAAGGGAAAUAAAACAAGCAUCAUACAGACCCUGAAAGGAGAACAGAUUGGUUCCUACUUUGGCAGUACUGUGUGUGCUGUUGAUGUAGAUAAAGAUUCUCUAACUGAUAUCCUUUUAGUUGGAGCUCCUAUGUACAUGGGAACUGAAAAAGAGGAGCAAGGAAGAGUUUAUGUAUACACUUUAAAAGAGAACAUGUUUAAAUUCCAAAUGAUUCUUGAGCCCCUAAAUCAGCAGUGCAGUUGCCUUUCUGCCGUGGGUGUCCGUGCUGACAGAUUUAAUGAGGCCACAAAUGAAGACCACAAAUGCUCUCAGCCCAUCCGGCAACCAUGUGGUUCCCGCUUUGGAACAGCCAUAACUGCAGUUUCAGACCUAAACCUCGAUAACUACAAUGAUGUUGCAAUUGGAGCCCCUUUGGAAGGGAACCACCAGGGGGCAGUCUACCUCUUCCAUGGAUCUGGCACAACGAUAAACAGAAAGCAUUCACAGCGCAUCGCUGCAUCUUCACCGAAUGAACAUUUCAAAUAUUUUGGCCAAUCAAUUGAUGGGCAGAUGGAUUUAAAUGAUGAUGGGCUCGUGGACCUUACUAUUGGAGCAAUAGGUGGUGCCGCCCUCUUCUGGUCCCGCAACAUAGCUCAAGUGACGAUUAGCAAACUGAAAUUUCAGCCCCACAAAAUCAAUGUCCAGAACAAGAACUGUGUAAUCGACGAGAAGCCAACAGUGUGCAUUACAGCAGACAUCUGCUUCAAUGUCAGGCUGAAGUCUGAUAAACCUGAACCAGUUGUUCUUGACUACAGUAUCAGACUAGACUCUGCACGGCGUGUCUCCAGAGGGCUCUUUAAUGAAACAAGUGAAAGAAAUAUCCAAGGAAACAUCACAUUACCCUUCCAUAACUGCACUGAACACAUCUUCUACAUGUUGGAUGCUCCAGAUUUUCUAAAUCCUGUGGAGGUCCUGGCGGAGUUCAAUCUGUCAAAUCCAGAGGAAGGACCAGUGCUGGAUGUUGACCUGCCAAAUUCAAAGAAAGCUUUGGUGCCUUUCACAAAAGAUUGCGGAGAGGAUGGAGAAUGCAUCAACGACCUAAAGCUUAGUGCCCAGGCAGACAUAGAGGGUGACAGCUCAGAUCCUUACGUCGUGCAAACCAAUCAGAAAAAAUUCAAUCUGGUGAUUAAAUUAAUAAACCAAAAGGAAAAUGCCUACAACUCAAGAAUAGCAGUGACCUUUUCGAAGAAUAUCUAUUUUGCUGGAGUUGAGCAAAAUGAUGAUUGCAUGCCAUUAGGACCAAACAAUGUGACAUGCAAAGUAGGAUAUCCUUUUCUUACACCGGAAGCAGAGAUUUCCUUUAAGAUGAAAUUUGAAUUCAAUACCACUCAUCUCCUUGGUGAUGUUUUUAUACACCUGGAGGCAACAAGUGACAGCAGUGAGCUAAUUGAAACAAUGAGUGACAAUGAAGUCUCCAUCUCCAUUGCAGUAUUAUAUGAAGCUGGACUGCAUUUUUUAAGCAAUUUAAAAGAUUACCAUUUUAAGAUAGCAGUCAAUGAUACUUUCCCUGAUGUUAUUAAAAGCACUGAGGAGAUUGGGGAUGCAGUGGACAUCACCUACAUGAUCGAUAAGGAAGGAGAUUUUCCAAUUUCACAUCUUACAAUGAGUGUAACAUUCCCAUACUUAUCUCCAGCAAACAAUACUCUUCUAUAUUUGACUGGAAUGACAUUUUCUUCUAAUAAUGUUGGCAUGUGUCAUGACUCAGAGUUCAUGGAUCCUCUGAAGAUAGACCCUAAAAACCCACACAAACCAGCCCCAGAAGAGGAGCGUCUCACAAAUACCAUUGGGAUAUGUAAAAAUAAUGCUGGAUGUGCCUCCUUCUCCUGCACUAUAUAUCCAUCAAGUUUUGUCCAAUUUAAUAUGUCACUAAGAAUAUGGAAGCCUUCAUUUAUCAAAGCAGAUUUUAAGUCAAUAAGUUUAAUGAUAACAGCUACACUAACAAUUGAAAAUUCUCCAUUUGUGGUGUUGAACAAAGCAAAAGAAAGAAGUGCUGUGAGGGCUGUGACUAUAGGUAUAUCCAAAGAAUUCCAUGGAGGGGUUCCAAUCUGGGUGAUUGUCCUCAGCAUUCUUGCUGGCCUGCUGCUCCUAGCUCUUGUAAUAUUGGCACUGUGGAAGGCUGGAUUUUUCAGAAGGCCCUUAAAAGAAAAAAUGUGAAAGGUCACAAGAGACUAUUAGCAGAACAAUGGAAGGCAAAGGGUGGUCUUCGUUACAGACAGAAGACUCCAGUCUGUGAUGUUAACAGAGCAGCUGCCGAUCUAAUCCCUCAUGGCAAGUCCCAAGACAAGAAAGUCCACUACUUUCAAAAAUAUGUGCUUUAGAUCACUUGAUGGAAAUCAGAAACAACAGAUGUUGUCCCUGGGUCAGUGGUUCCACAGUGUGAUUUGUGAGUUAAUUUGGCUUGGACUUCUCUUCACUCAGAUGCAGCAGUGAAUAGUAAAAAAACUAUUGAUAAAACAGUGUCAAACAACCAGUGCUCAGCCAUCCCCAAAAUGCCACUCGUGAUUUCCGUUUUUAUUGGAGGUGAUGGUUGGCAGGUGAUUGAAUGAAUGUAGCACUUUAUCCACCAAUUUCCAAAAUUAAAAUUACUCACACUUAUUUCUUUUCCUUUCAUUUUGUAUCGUUGGAUUAUUAGAGGAAUUGCAAGAAUAAUGUUUCUACUUCAACUCUGUUUUGAAAGUCUUAAGGAAAUGUUGCUGAAUCCAGUAAGGUUGUAUGUCAAUACUGCUCACAAAAAUCCUCCUUGUGCCACUAUUCGUUCACAAACUGCACUCAUGGAAUGCUCUAACCCCUCACUGUACAGUAAUGCUUAUUUACUGCAUUUUUAUGUAUUUCCUUCUGCACACUGUAACUUAUUAAUGCACACUGAUCUGUAUGAUCUGCUUUAUGAUUAUACUAAGCACAUAGCAAACUCUUCCACCACUGCCCUCAAUGUGUAUAAAAUGUCUGACUUUCACCCUAGCAGUACACAGUCCACCAAACGUCAUCAAUUUCAUUAGCAUCUUUAAAACCAGUAUCCAAUUUAGAAUGAAGGCUCAACAAGUGAAAUUAUUUUCUUUGGCACAUGAGCUUGUAGAGUCCUGCACUGCACACAGACUAAUGUGAUAGAGAAACAAAGGACUGCAGAUGCUGGAAUCUAGAUGAAAAACACGAUGAUGCUGCAGGAACUCAGCAGGCCAGGCAGCAUCCGUGGAGAAAAGCAGGCGGUCAACGUUUCGGGUCAGGACCCUUCUUCAGGACUGAAAAUAGGAAAAGGGGAAGCCCAAUAUAUAGGAGGGAGAAGCAGAGCAGUGAUAGGUGGACAAAAGGAGGGAGGCAGGGUGGGCACAGGGUUGUGAUAGGCAGAUGCAAGUAAGAGAUAGUGAUAGGCAGGUGCGGGGGAAGAGAGGAGAGUGGACGCACUGGGGGAUGGGUCAAAGGUAAGAAGAGAGAGGGAAAAAAGGCUAGGAAAGGGAAGAAGAGAAGAAGCAUGGUGGGGGGAGUGGGAAUGUUGUGGGGAAGGGGGUGGGGAUUACCUAAAAUGGGAGGAUUCAAUAUUCAUGCCAUUAGGCUGCGAGGUUCCAAGACAGAAAUUGAAGUGCUGUUCCUCUAGUUUGCGCUUGGAAUUCUCCUGGCAGUGGAGGAGGCCGAGGACUGACAUAUCAGUGACAGUGUGGGAGGGGGAGUUGAAGUGACUGGCAACAGGGAGGUGCAGAUCGCGGUUAUGGACAGAGUGCAGGAGUUCCGCGAAAUGGUCACCUAGUCUGCAUUUGGUCUCACCAAUGUAAAGGAGGCCACACUUGGAGCACCAAAUGCAGUAGAUGAUAUUAAGGUGGGUGCAGGUGAAUCUCUGUCUCACCUGAAAGGACUGUUUGGGUCCCUGGAUGGAGGUGAUGUAGGGGCAGGUAUUGCACCUAUGUCUGGGGCAGU
Molecule: messenger RNA, 5501 nt
Organism: Pristis pectinata (smalltooth sawfish)
Lineage: Eukaryota; Metazoa; Chordata; Chondrichthyes; Rhinopristiformes; Pristidae
Gene: itga1
Product: integrin, alpha 1
Exons: 32
Coding region: 165-3749 (1194 amino acids)
Biological process (GO): cell-matrix adhesion; cell-cell adhesion; cell adhesion mediated by integrin
Cellular component (GO): external side of plasma membrane; integrin complex
Molecular function (GO): integrin binding
Source: RefSeq, a predicted model, not a curated record